AUGUCCACACAACCACUGUUACAAUCAGCUCCAGGAAAGAGAAUUGCUUUGCCUACCAGGGUUGAACCAAAGGUAUUUUUUGCUAACGAGAGAACAUUCUUAUCAUGGUUGAAUUUCACAGUUAUCUUGGGCUCCUUAGGUGUGGGUCUGUUGAAUUUUGGUGAUAAAAUAGGAAGAAUUUCCGCUGGUCUGUUCACUUUUAUUGCCAUGGGUACGAUGCUGUACGCCUUGAUAACGUAUCACUGGAGAGCCAGUGCCAUCAGGAGAAGAGGGUCUGGACCCUACGAUGACCGUUUUGGGCCCACGAUGUUGUGCUUAUUCUUACUUAUUGCCAUCGUUGUCAAUUUCACAUUGAGAAUCAGAUCCUAG
Messenger RNA from Komagataella phaffii GS115, 369 nucleotides. Its product is annotated as Vacuolar transporter chaperon (VTC) involved in distributing V-ATPase and other membrane proteins. Gene Ontology annotation, cellular component: fungal-type vacuole membrane; vacuolar transporter chaperone complex. Bases 1 to 369 code for a protein of 122 amino acids. The record is from RefSeq and is a predicted model, not a curated record. The transcript has 2 exons. Lineage: Eukaryota; Fungi; Ascomycota; Pichiomycetes; Pichiales; Pichiaceae.